AUGUCAAUCGAUUACGGCGCCGAAUGGUUCAAAGUCGGUCUCAUCAAGCCUGGCAUUCCUCUCGACAUCGCGUUGAAUAAGGACUCUAAGCGAAAGACACAAACCGUAGUAACACUGCGUGAUGAGGAGCGAUUAUAUGGAUCCGACGCGGUUGCAUUGUCAAGCCGAUUCCCUCAUUUGACGUAUUCGAACCUUAAGAGCAUCAUUGCAAAGCCUUUUGACGAUAGACACUGUGUUGAAUACCGCAAUCGAUUCGCCACCAAAAUGACGCCUCAUCCUGAACGAAACGCCAUCCUUUUCAAGCAUGACGAAGAUACUGAAUUGUCUGUCGAGGAGUUAAUCGCAUAUCAGUUUCAGAAUGCUCGAGAACAAGCAAAGAACACUGCUGGUGAAGAUGUCAAGGAUGUUGUGAUCACGGUUGCGCCUUUUGCGACACAAUACGAGCGUCAAGCAAUUUUGGACGCUGCUGAAUUGGCCGGGCUUAAUGUCUUGUCGUUAAUCCACGACGAAACAGCUGUUGCACUCAACUAUGCGAUCAGCAGAGAAUUUACGAGCACUCCCGAAUAUCACAUCUUUUACGACAUGGGCGCUGGAUCGACCGUCGCGUCGCUUGUAUCUUUCUCCGUUGCAGAUCAAAAAGAAGGCAAAUCGACUACCCGUAAGGUGCCACAACUCGAGGUCAAAGCAGUUGGAUUUGACCGAACCUUGGGUGGUCACGAGUUUGAUGUUCGCUUGCAAAACAAGUUGGCAGAAAAGUUCAAUGAAAUGCAUCCUACAUUGGAUAUCCGACAAUCUCGAAAUGCAAUGACUCGUUUGCUCAAGGAAGCUAAUCGCGUCAAGCAAAUCCUUAGCGCCAACACAGAAACCUUCGCUUCGUUGGAGAGUCUUUACGAAGAUGUGGACUUUAAAAGCAAGGUGACGCGCGUUGAACUUGAGCGACUUUGUGCUGAUUUGCUUGAACGUGUUCCCGGACCUAUUGAAGCAGCUCUGAAGGCUGCUGACAUGAAAAUUGACGACGUCAAGUCGCUGGUCCUUGUUGGGGGUAGCGUGCGUGUCCCUGCUGUGCAGAAAGGCCUAGUUGAUGUUGUGGGAACUCAAAAGAUUGCCAAGAAUGUCAACGGUGAUGAAGCAGCUGUAUUGGGUGCUGCAUUCCGUGGUGCAUCGCUCAGUAAACAGUUCCGUCUUACCAAACAGAUUGUGAUCAAGGAUAUCACUGUUUUCCCGAUUGAAGUUAUUUAUCACCCUGAGGACGAGCAUUUAGGUCGUCAACCUAUCCACACCACUUUGUUCAAUGAAUUUGGAUCGAUUGGUACCCGUAAAAUUAUGACGUUCAAGCGCGAAAGCGACUUUGAAUUUGAUGUCAAGUAUGGAAAACCAGUCGAUGAACAAGAUAUUGAACUUGAUCAAAUUGCCAAAGUCAGAAUUACUGGUUUGACAGCUGCCAUGGAGAAGCAUAAGGAUGAGAUCGACUCGGCUGAGCAGCCACCCAAGGUGCGCGUGUCCAUUGAGUUGUCCAACGCGGGUCUCCUUUCUGUGCCUGAGGCUAGCUUGAGUUUCCAAUCAAAGGAUACCGGAUCUACUUUCUCUGAUAAGGUCAAGUCAUUCUUUGGUUCGAAGGAAGAAGAAACUCAAUCCGCAGAAGAAGCAAAGGAGGAAUCCAAGCCCAAGGAACCCUCUUUGAAGAAGAUCCCACUUGAUGUUGAAUUUAUCCCUGCUGGUCCUGUUGCCAUGUCAUCUGAAGAAAAGGCAGCAGUCCGUCAGCGCAUUGAAAAGCUCGACGCACUUGAUGACAAGCGUCGAUUGCGUGAAGAAUCGCGCAACAAUCUUGAGUCCUUUGUCUAUCGUGUUCAAGACUUUCUGUAUGAUGAUACCGUCGGCAUCGUGUCGACCGAAGAGCAACAAGAGCACCUACGUGAACAACUUUCUGAGACUUCGGAUUGGUUGUACGACGAAGGCGAAACAGCUGAUACGAAAGAAUACAUUGACCGUUUGCGAAAACUUCAAUCGCUCGAACGACCUGUCACGUUCCGCCGUCAAGAAUACCUUCAACGUGUCGAUAACAUUAAGCGUAUUGAUACCAGCGUUCAACUUGCGCGCUCCUUUGUGGAGAACAUUCGUAGCUCGACUCCUGAAGAAGACCGAUACCAUACUGAAGAAGAACUUGAAGGAGUCUUGAGCCAUGCCAAUCGAGUUGAAUCGUGGAAGCUUGAAAAGGUUGCUGCUCAAGAAAAACGCGAAAACCACGUCGAUCCUAUCUUUACGACUCUUGAUGUCAACAAACAGUGUCGACAAUUGGAUGAAGCACUGAUGAAAUUGAUGAGCAAAAAGAAGCCCAAGGCGAAGAAACAGCAGCCAAAGAAGGAAGAUGCUGAAGAAAAGGAAGAACCUUCCACUGAUGCUGACGAGGAACCAGUUGCUGGAGGACAAAAGGAGCAGCAGCAAGAUUCUUCGAGCAAGCCAUCCACGCCCGAGGAAGAAGAGGAACAUCGUAACCACGAUGAACUUUAG
This is a messenger RNA of Zychaea mexicana, 2508 nucleotides long. RefSeq names its product heat shock protein 70 family. The transcript has 12 exons. Gene Ontology annotation, molecular function: ATP binding; ATP-dependent protein folding chaperone. Gene Ontology annotation, cellular component: endoplasmic reticulum chaperone complex. Lineage: Eukaryota; Fungi; Mucoromycota; Mucoromycetes; Mucorales; Lichtheimiaceae. The record is from RefSeq and is a predicted model, not a curated record. Gene Ontology annotation, biological process: negative regulation of hypoxia-induced intrinsic apoptotic signaling pathway; endoplasmic reticulum unfolded protein response; cellular response to hypoxia. The coding region runs from base 1 to 2508 and encodes 835 amino acids.